Molecule: messenger RNA, 8272 nt
Organism: Porites evermanni
Lineage: Eukaryota; Metazoa; Cnidaria; Anthozoa; Scleractinia; Poritidae
Source: the annotation of a GenBank genome assembly
UUUAAACUUUCAGGACGAAAGCCCAAUCUAAGCGACUUCAAAACGUAAGUUACAACAAGUAGCGUAAAGAAAGGAUUGAACACGAUGGCGGAAAACAAGCUUGGACCCUGCAUGCAGUGUGUCCGUUUCAUCUUGUUUGCGUUUAACGCACUUUUUUGGGUAAGCUUUAAUUAAUUAAGUCAACUGACGGGCUUUAACUUUAAGUCAACAUGAAGUGCUUUGCUUGUCUGUCUCUGCGGUACACUUCUAGUUUGAUUUCGCUUGUUACGAAGGUCUAAGGUCUGUCUAAACGCGCUAGCGAUCCAAGUGAUUUCAGCUGUUCUUCUAUUUAAAAUUGUUUGCGUAACUUAGGGACUACAAAAUUUUACAGUUUUACAUGAAAUAAAGUCAUUUUACUUCAACUCAUUUAACUUUGUAAUCUGUCAAGAAAAAAAACUACAAUACUGGUUGCGUGGUUAGAAAAUGCGAGUAAAGAGCGUGGCAGCAUGAUGACUCAUCCUAUAAACCGGAUGUGUUUUGUCGCUCUGUUGAUCCGCCCUACGUAAAUUGAAAUGAUGUACAAUAUUUUUACAGUGAAUAAAAGGUCUUUUAAUUUUGUGUAGUUUUUGGCAUUCAAAGGAAGAAGUAUGUACCUUAUAAAAAGUUAUAUAUAGCACUGUAAUUAUUGUUCUAAAGCUGUAGUAGUUUCGUUAUGAUUGUUUACGUGCAAAACGAUGGUUGAUUGCAUUGGAGAGUGCAUAGUAUUUGUAUUUACUUCAUACAACAUCUGUAAUAAUAAAGGUGUUGUAUAAAAUAAUAUUAAUAUAUCAAUGCACUGAUGAUGUUUCUAUAUUUUACACUGUACUGUGGUUGUACCUACAUAGCUUUCCAUGUAGAUGCAGUCAUGCAGUGCCAGUUUGCUGUCCAGUCGCCUGUGAGAGCAGACGCCUUUGUCUACAGUGGGCCGCAACUGUCACAGUAAUAUGAAAUACCUCUCUUCACGGCAAAAGCAAAUACUUCAUGGCAAAACCAAAAACCUCACAGCAAAACCACAAACCUCAAAGCAAAAACAAAAACUCACAGAGAAAUGAAAUACUUCAAGGCAAAAGCAAAAACUCAUGUAAAAAAAAAGCCUCACACAGGGUCUGUGCAGAGUACGUCUUGAAUUCUUGAAGAAGCCAUGAAAUUUGCAAAGCAAUUUUCCAGACCAGAACAAAGUGUGGAAAAGAGAGGUAUUAGUUUGGAAAAAUGGUAAAAAGUCUGGCAUUGGAAGUUUCAGAACUCUUGUAUGUCUGCAUUGUAUAUGAAAAGUUUGGCAUCUGAAUCAAAGCCAUUCCAAAGUUGUUCCACAGUCUAAAUUCCCAGCCGGUCCAGGUGUGAAGAAUGGCUGAGCCGUUCCAAAUUGAAAUAGGCAUUCCCAAUAAAUUAGGAAUGUUUUGCUGUAGCGCAUAUAGUUUUGGCCUGAGGUAUUUGGUAAACCGUGACAGUUGUGGGCCACCGCAUUUUUCGGCUUCAGUUCACACACUGACCUUUCCCUGCUUGUGGCUGUAUAAUGCAGCUCCUAAAGCAGUGCUUACAAGUUCAUAAGUCAAUCUCAUCCUUCUCUCACUCAAUUUUAUUGGCUGAGAACAGUUCUAACAUAGCACUGACAUCACAGAAAUCACUGGAGUUCCCAGCUCAGGAUGGAAGAUGCUCUUUUCCUGGCUUGUAAAAUAAGAGCUGAAAAAGGCAUCUGCUCUUGCAGGCUAGCUGCGCGGAUUACAUGUGGCUAAUUGAAAUUUAGACUUAGGUAAAUUUGAGCCAUUGCUUGUCAGUAGUCUGUCAUUUGAGUUUUUACUAGCAGUAUUUGAAUAGCUUUGCAGAAGCCUUUGGAAAUUUACAGUUUCUUUGUUGAUGUCAGACAUUUGCUCAUGAGUUUUAUUUUUUUCCAAGUCACAGGCCACUGUUGAAUUACUUCCCAUGAAUGACCACUUUUAGUGGUGAUGGUUUCAUAAUAAAAAAAAUUUGCUUCUGUUCUAGCCUCUCACUGUGUGUUUGCUGUGUGCUUGUUGUGCUAUUUAUGCAGAUUCAUGAGAUAAAUACAAAGUUAACCCCCCUCCCUCUAUUAUAUGAGCUAAGUAAGUAGAUGGCAAUACCAAGAAAGAGUAGUAGUAAAAUAUAGUAUAACAUUAUAAUAUUGCCAGUGGUACAAUCUUACAAUGUAGAUUCUCUUUGUUUUGUUCUCAGCUUACUGGACUUGGCCUCCUUGGUGUAGGAAUCUGGGCACGUGUUCAGUUCAGUGACUACAUGAAGCUCUCUAGUCAUGACUAUUCCACUGCAUGCUACGUUUUGAUUGGUGCUGGAGUUUUCGUGACCAUCAUUGGGUUUCUUGGCUGUUGCGGAGCUCUUAAAGAACAAGUUUGCAUGCUAAAAACGGUAAGUUAAAGGUGAAACAGUGACAGACGUAGCAUCAUUGAUGAGUAACAAGACUCAUUAAAACUAUUUUAUUAUGUCCUCUUCAAUCAACAUCAAUGCAACUCUUCAUUCAGUCUUGAAAUAAUAUUAAUUGCCAAGUACUAAAUUGUACUUCUGUCAGCCUGCUGUAAUAUUAUUAUUUAUAAAAUAACUAAGAUAGUACGCGCGCUCUGAUUGGCUGAGAGGAGUGUUUGCAUGAGAGUAUGUAAACAUGGUUGUGGCGUCAAGUUGUUUGGCUUUUCGCGCGCUAAUCACGCAAGCACGAAUUUGAAAAAGUUUUCGAGUUCAAAACUCGACAAGUUUACUUUAUUUACCCAUUCCUUCGUCGGCUGAAACUUGGAAAAUCGUUACAAAGAAGGUGUGUCAAUUUUUCUUCGCUUAAGCUGACAUUUUAAGCGAGAAAAAUCCGUAUUUUGAAAAGCAUCUUUUUGCAAAACAAGAACUGACUACGCGUGCAAGUCUUCGUGGACAAGAUUUUGCGACUGGUAAGAAUUUCUCUUUUAAUCAGAGCCAUACAAAGAGUUCUGCGUUUUUUUCUCGGGAAAGUUAUUUUAUAAAAGCAAUAGAAAACUUUUUUUCCUGUGUUUGCAUAGCCUGAUAUAAACACUCGAGGCGUUGGGAGAAUUCUCGACAGUUAUGCAAACCCUCGACUUCGUCUCGGGUUUGUAUAACUGUCUCGAAUUCUCCCAACCCCUCUCGUGUUUAUAUCAGGCUAUGCAAACACGGUAAACGUUUUCUAUUGCUUAAAUAUAACAUGGUAAUAGAACUGAUUGGAAUCCAGUUAGGUUUGUAAUUGUAUGGGUGAUUUAUAAACAAAAAUGGACAACAGUGUAGUGAAAGUCCGAUUUGUUAAUCACGAGUAUGACUGCGACCAAAUUGGAUGACACAAUUAAGUCCUGUUACCAAUUAAUCAUAACCAUUACAAUUUCCAAGAAAACACUGAAUGCAAUCUUUUUUUGUGAAAGAGCUUCUAAUACUAAUUAUCCAGAAUAAGGGAAAAUAUCACUGGCAGAGACACUGACACUCUAAUGUUACAAAUUUGUCCAUUUUGGAAAAUCCCCUGCUUGGUAGGGUAAGUGGUUGUUGCUAUGGUUAUUGUCAUAGAUUCUGUGAUUUGUGGAUUUAGCUGAGUGCACUUUAAAUAUGAUUGACUGAUGUAACUGUCCAAUUACAGGCAAUGAUCUGAUUACACAGUUCUGUUACAACUUUUGCACAAUAAUUAUUGAAAAGUGAAGCAGUUAAUGCACCAUUCAAAUUUGAGGAAAUUGUAGUAGUUAUGAUUAUAUACAAUGUUAUUUGGAUAACUGGGACAUUUUAUUACUUAAUAGCAAACUUUGAUCUUUCAGUUUGCUGUGAUUCUUGGCAUACUUUUCCUGGUUGAACUUGGUGGAUCAAUCACAGGUUACGUUUUCCGCCAUAAGGUAACUAACUUUUGGUAACUAACCCUUCGAGUUAGUAGGCAUAAAUUUUACUAACCCAAUGAUAAAUUUAAUUAUCCAAGAAUCUGUUCUUGGAAUAACAAUAUGUUACUGUUGAAAAUGGUGCUAAUAAAUGGGGCAAACUAGUGUAUGGAUGGAUUGGUUAAUUAUGAUAUGUAAAGUGAAAUAGAUUUAUAUAGACGAUGUAAUGCUCAUUUACAUUUUCUUUCGAAAAUACAUUAUGUGAGGGCUGGAAUUCACGAUAAACAGUGCAAAACAAUUUUUGUUUAAACUCAUUGAACUGCAGCCUGGUGAAUGUUUUUUUCAACUUUUGGGAAAAGUUCUUUCCUUGUUCUUUUCUUCUUCACACCCUCUCCAGUAGUCUUGCAUGGUGUUUGAAACUACUUUUUCUUUGUUGUUUUUCUCGAUCUUCCAUUUCCUCUUCACAAAUUUUGGGCAGUGACCUUUUUGUGGAAAAAAAACUAUCCAAGGAUCUCUGCAUCUGAUCUGUAUAAUAAAUAGAACAGACGAGCCACUUGCAAAAGAAAACAAAACAAACAUAGAAACAAUCAAGAUGGCAGAGAUAUAUUAAGGCUGUGCCCAGAUCUCCCCAUUCAAUAAAAGCCUGGUUACCUUUAGUAUGUGAAAUGCAUGUUUUUCGUGUGUUCGAUUAUGCUGUAAGAACAAUAAGUUGUUCAAGAAAGAACACCAUCUCAUAUGCAAAAAUGAAACACAUGUAAGAUGAUUUUCUGAGACAGAAAAUUUGUACUGACCUUGUUUGGCUACUAAGGCCCAUUUUUAGUAACAAAACGUUGGAAACUACGCGUAAUAACUGUUGGUUAACAGGUUACCAUUAAUUUUGAGCCCUGAAAGGCUUAGACGAAGGGGUGGUAGGGGGAUGGGACCUAGCAAAUAAUAAUAUUUAAAGGACAUAUAGAACAAGGUUAUGAAUCCCAUCUUGCUGAAGGCCUACCAGUAGUUCCUUUAGCAAGAGUGGCCUGAGAAAUUUAUGCAGGCCUUUUGCACCAAGAGCAACUCCAGAAACAGGACAGGGUGGGACUAUUUAGGGUUCCUGAGUUUGCAAGUUUUUCUAGAUUUCUGACGGUUCAGUCUGACACACUGCCUCCUCGAAUUAAUGUCUUAUAUAUAUAUAAUUAUAUGUUUGGAUGAAGAGAUCAUGAUAGCAACCAACAAAACAAGUUUCAGUGAGUCUCUCGUUCUACACCUGAUUAUUACUAACAUGUUAACAGACAUUAAAUUUUGUAUUUGCAACCAGUUAACUCACCUAACACAGUCCUACCAGUGUUUACCGUAAUUCUUAACAAAUCUGUUUGCAGAUCAAGAGUGGAUUCAGUAAGGGGCUUGAAGCCGCACUUGAUGACUACAAAGAAAAGGGAUUCACAGAUGCCUGGGAUGGACUUCAGUCAAAGGUUUGAUUUACUUGCUUCGUUAACAGUGACAUGUGCAUCUUAAAUAAAAAUAUUACUAUAAUCGUUGAUGCAGUCCUUCUAAAAUCAAUAAGGUGGCACUGACGUAUUGUAACAAUAUAUAGACAGCCUAAGAGUUUAUGAUUUUCUGUGAUAGCUGCAUUGUUGCGGAAGUGCAAACUACACUGACUGGUUUUACAGAGACUGGAGUUCAGAAGAGGUUGGAAAUUUUUCAGUUCCUAAAUCGUGCUGUGUGAAAGAAGAAGACAAUUGCAAUAAGAACGUGACCACUCAUCCAGGCACAAUUUAUGAUAAGGUAUGAUCCAGUGAUUGUUUUUGGUGAUUUAGCCCAUUCACUGCCUCUCGAUCUGCUAACAGAGCCUUCCUUUAACCCUUUAGGCCCCAAUAUCAAAAUGCAAAUUCUCCAAACUGAUCUCUAUACAUUUCCUUAAAGAAUGAGUUGAGAGAAUUUGAUAAAAGAUCAAAGCAUUUUCUCUUAGGUGAUCAUUUUAUUAAUUCUCAUAACCUAAUCUCUUGACAUUGUAUGGAUAUUGUUAGGAGAAAAUUGAUGUUGGUCACCAUUGGGACUUAAAGGGUUAACUUACUAGCCUUUUGCAUUGUAAAUCUGGCAUGAAUCGCACUGCCUGUUGCUUGGAUACAGUUUCAAACCCUGACUGGCCUCUUGAAGUUUGUCCAAACUAAUAGAUGGAAUCAAAUUUAGGAGUCUUUUAAAAGUUUUCUUUCAAGGUUUUUCUCCUGAGUUUGUGGGUGAAAUGUUUUCAGUUUACAUAUGUCUUAAUUUGUUUUUUGCAGGGCUGCUAUGAUGCUGCAGUAAAUUUCUUUGAAGAUAAAUUGUUGAUCAUUGGAGCUACAGCUCUGGGGAUUGCAUUGUUUCAGGUGAGACCAGUACCAAGAAUAUAUUAAUACUUGUAAACAAAGCAUUGGAUGAGCUUCUUAUACAUCUACGGAUGUUAGCCUUGAUUUCAAAAAGUAUACAUACCGGGUAAUCUCUACUGUUUAGAGUCAGGAGAAUGGUGGUCACCCAGACAGGACAUUAAUUAUUUUUCCAAAUCAAUAAUAAUUAUUAUAAAAAGAUGUCAGCAUUGAAAAAUAUUCUAUGGAGAAAAAUGUUAUGUAUAAUCCCCAUAUUACUGACUAGCUUAAGCUAAAAAAAUCUUAUAGGCAUGUUUAUAUGUGUAAAUACAUGUAUCACCUCUGGCUAUUGUUAAAGUUGUUGUUGUUGUCAGUGUUUAGAACUUUUGCUGACUGUUCUCUGAGCCUUCUAUAAUAAUUAUAGAAGGGCAUAAUUAUUAUGCCCAAACAGUUUUGGUUAGGAGCCCGGUCAUUGUUUAUUGAUGAUAUUACAAUAAUUUAUUCUUGAUGACAGUAGACUCAUAAAUAAUUAUUGUAAUUUUAAAAUUUCAUCUUACUUUUGUUACAGAUUAUUGGUGUGGCACUGUCUUGUUGCUUGGCUAGCAGUCUUCAGCGUAACAAUAAAUAUGAGCUAGUUUAGUGGCAUUUUAUCUUACUUGUGCUACUGUGCUUUUACAUGUAAUCAAAGCUCUCAAUGCAGACACUCUCAACAUGCCGCCUUGACAAAACCCCAUUUAACUCUCUGUUUAAACUCUCUCCUGCAAUUGAGAUUUUUUUAUUCUGGUGGCUGUCUGCUUAAGGGAGCUUAGACUGUAUUGUUAACCACACAAUGUAUAACUAUGUUACCUAGAAAAUAAUAAUAAUAAAUUUAACAGUUUUCUAGUAUUCUAAAUAACUGAUAAAUGAUGAGAAGCUGAGUUUUUUCGAAGUUUUAACAAAUAGUCAUGGAAUUCAGUUGACAUAUUACAGCGGUUACCACUAACAUGCACCCUCAAAGAGUUUUUUCUCCCUGUUGAAACCUGAGUUUUCGUGCACGUCAAUCAACUGUUUUCCAUGGUUUUCUCACUCACUCUGACAGAGAAGGUUCCCUCAUUGCUGAAUGAAAGGCGAAGGCUUACAAGAAUAAUUUAGAAUGACAACUGUGUUUUUAAUUAUUUAAUUAAGAUGAAAUGCCAGUAUGUUAUUCCAAGUGCUCAAGAAACAAGGAAAGAAUUUUCUUUUGGCCAACGUGUGAAAACUAUGAUAACAGUUGAUUGAUGUCCACCAAACCGCAAAGAGAAAAGCCUUUGAGGGCACUUGUUAGUGGUAACCGCUGUAAUUAGCACACGGCCGAUAAUAUUCAUCAGUACUUCCCAAAUUACAAAUUUUGGAUUUGUUACAUGUAGCUAUUUUUCCUAAGUGUGGCCUUGACUCAUAGGCAAGCUGCCUUAUAGUUUUGUCUCACCCAGCCUGUAAAAAUAGAAACAUUAAUGCUUAACAGUAGUUCUGUUGGUCAUAUUCAAUCUUUUAAAUACCAUAAAAAAAAUCAGUUUUGUUUUUAUUAGUUUUCUAUUUGUUUUUACUUUUUUAAUAGAAAGAAAUAGCAAGCGCUAAGUUAAGUUUUAGUACAAUGAUUUAGGUCAAACUGGUCAGACCAUAUAGAGAUAUACAUGCAAUUCCUUAGAUGCUUAAAGUUUCAAUUGAAGAUUUGUAGGAUGUGCUAAAUGCAUUCAUAAUAAUUGCCAGGGCAUGAAGGCCUUCAAACUUAGUGAUAUUGAAUACUUAUAUAAUUUAUUCUUGAAAGAGCACAGUGUUCUCUAUCCUCACUCAUUUUGCAUGCAAAAGCUUUCUCUUUUACAGUCAUUGUUUGUCAGUUUUCUUUUUUUCUUCUUUGAUCAUCUGGUUUUGGUUUAUUUGUUUGCCUUUGCCUGAGUUGUCUCGUUGCUGGGUUUAUAGCUCAAAAGCAACAAACAAAGUUAACAAGUCUGAACAAUUGUUGUGCAUCUUUACAUGUGCCAUUCCUAUCCCCAGAGCUGCAAUCCUUGUGGACCAUUAGCUCCUCUGAUCAAAAGCUCUGGCUGGCCAUGGGACCAGGAUUUACACACAAGCACAGUAGCUUCCCUUUUUUGUAACCGUUCGUAA